AUGCCGAAGAAGAGGCUCUACCCGGACUUGAGCGCUGAAUUGAAUGCAUCUGGACUAGAGUAAGUCUUUUAUGCCUUUGUGAAUGAUAAAUAGCUAUGGUAAUUCAUUUUUUCAAUUAGAAAGAAUAAAAAAGAGUAUAAUGUAUGUUGCCUAUCAGAUUUCUCUUCAAAAUUCAACUUAAAACUGAUUUUAGUCACUCAUCAAGUGAGCGAAGUGAAGAUUCAGAAGGAAAUGAGACAUCAGUCAAGAAGAACAGGUCAGGAUUGGUGAGAAGUUUUGAAAGUCUGAAAGGUAACAACACAACAGCUGGGAGUACGAUCAACAGAAGCAGCAGUUUCAGUAGUUUGGGAGGUGAUCUAACUCAUCAUGAUGAAUCAUUCGAGGAAUGGUGGGACGUGACUUGGAGGAAUGUUUAGUAAGCUUCUUUUUACUGCUUUAGGUAAUAUGUUUUACUUUUUUGUGUAGUAUGUUGUAGUAUAGUGGGUGUUCUUGUACUUAAAAAAUGAUUUUAGUGCUCAAGUCGACAGUUUUUGCUCCAGACUACAACAACAUAUUUCUAUACCUUAUUGUAAGUACUUUAAUGAUUUUGGGUUACACUCGUCUUUUUUAUUUUAAAAUACGCGACCAGAUGCAUUUGUGCACUACAAUAUUGAACCUUUACUUUAUUUCAGUAUUUAUCUCGUUCCUAUGUUUAAUAUUCCUUCUAUAUCUCUUUAACACAUCUUCAUCGGUGCCAAUCCUCAAUGCCGAACUCUACAGUACCCUCGGAGAUAACACAAAACAGAUCUUGGACAAAUACCCUCAGGCAGCACCAUUCUACAAGAUCGAGCUUCAAAGAGGCUUCAGACACAUUGUAAGACGGCUGGCAGGAGUGGAACUAGAAGCUGAAGGAAGACCAGUCGUACUAUUGCUAGCAUCUACAAAACCUCAUUAUACCGAAAAAUUGAGUCGAGAAUUCGUGGAGCUGAUUGAACGUUUCAUUCCAAAUACUACUGGUACAAUAACUGCUGAUUAUGGUACCAAAAGGACGGAUUUUGAAAAGAAUGUGGCUGGGAAAGUGAAAAAGAUAAAGAAGGGUAAGAUUGGAGUGAUGGAGAUGAGUAACAUCGAAAAGCUGGACGGUACAACACCAUUGGUAUUGCAUUCAUUGGCCGACAGUGACACACCAGCCUUCAGGAACAUGGUGUAUAUCAUGACAGUGAAGAUCGAGCAGGAUCCAGGCACGGUGAGCUCGGAAUGUGUGGAUGUUGUGACAAGGUAAGGAAAGGGAAAGGCUUUGAAUAAUAAUAAUUUUGAGUUUUAUGGUCAAAAAGUUUGUAGAAUGGGUUUUUAUGUUUGGUUUUGCCGAUUUUUGAGUAUAAUAUAGAAUUUUUUUGUUUUUUAAAAAUUUUUGAGGUAAAAUACGAAAUUGCAAUAUUCAAGUGUAUAGUAAAAACAAGGUUUUAUAUCUAACUAGCGUAUGUAACGUCAAUAUCUAUUUAAUUUUUUUUUUUCAGAACCCUUUUAAAGUCUUGGACGUCGCCAAACCUAGGAGAAGAUCAAGUAUACCCAAUCAUAUCACGUAUCACAAACCUCGCCGUAUGUUUGGUAUUCCCAUAA
Messenger RNA from Bursaphelenchus okinawaensis, 1599 nucleotides. NCBI's taxonomy places the organism in Eukaryota, Metazoa, Nematoda, Chromadorea, Rhabditida, Aphelenchoididae. The record is from the annotation of a GenBank genome assembly.